Caenorhabditis sp. 36 PRJEB53466 is the source of this 684-nucleotide messenger RNA. NCBI's taxonomy places the organism in Eukaryota, Metazoa, Nematoda, Chromadorea, Rhabditida, Rhabditidae. The record is from the annotation of a GenBank genome assembly.
AUGUUCGACGAGCAACUAUUUGAGAGACUUUUGAACAAUGUCAGAGCAAAUCAAGAUGUAAGUGUUUUGGAAUUGGUUGCAAAACGGCAGCGGAAUGCUGAGCAACAAAAUUUGUCAAAACUUUCACGGAUUUUAAAGCUUUUCUUGCAGAUUUCCUCCUCUCUUCGCUCGCUGAAACACAUGGACAUUCCGCGGUCGUAUUCCGAGAACUCCGAUCUGAUCGCCCAGUCGGAGCGGCUCCUUCACACCCCUUCACACUGGCUGCUCGCGAUGAAAGUGAUCAGAAAGAUGGAGGUCCGCGAGCCGCCGCGUCCGGAUGAAAUGUACGCGCCAAAGUUGAGAGAAUCCGAUGAGAUGAGGCAGAUUUGGAGAGAUUCGAGGCUGCGGCGGAUCGAAGACGACGAGUAUUUGAAGGAUUACGGUAGGCGGAGAGCCGAGGACGAGAGGAUGGAAAAGUGGUGGAAAGGGGCGAAGGGGAAGGUUGGUGGAUUGGGAAAGAGAAGGAAAUGAGUGCGAUUUCAGUUGGAUGUCAACGGGAACGCCUUCUUCUUUUUCAACAAACGGGGCACUCGCGGAGCAAAAUCGAACAGGACAAAGGCGGCGAAAAAGAAGAAAAAGAUGAAGAAAAGGAGAGAGGAGCAGGAGAAGAAGAAACAAUUCAGUAGGAAGAAAAGGAAGAACUAG